Notothenia coriiceps (black rockcod) is the source of this 816-nucleotide messenger RNA. Its product is annotated as nesprin-1-like. Lineage: Eukaryota; Metazoa; Chordata; Actinopteri; Perciformes; Nototheniidae. The record is from RefSeq and is a predicted model, not a curated record. The transcript has 6 exons. The annotation marks the transcript as partial.
GUGGUGCACGGGGAGGUGAUGUCGUUCCGCCACAGCGUGGAGAAGCUGGCGGAGCAGCAGCAGAGUAAAUACCUGGAUCUGUACACCAUCCUGCCCUCAGAGAUCUCCAUGCAGCUGGCAGAGGUCUCCCUGGCUCUGGGGGCCAUCGAGGACCAGGUGCUUUCGAGGGAGAGAGAGAUCCAGAAGACCCGGGAGAUAAAAGAGGAUUUCAGCUGCAGAAUCCACGACAUCUCAGAGAGGCUGAAGGCUGUCUCUGCUAAACUGAAGGACAAGUCUCCAGACGUGGAGCACGCCAAGGAGGAGGCUAAGAGUGUGGUGGAGGAGCUGGACUCCUGCGGGCGCUCCCUCUCUGAUCUGGAAUCAGCUGUUCAGGAUUUCGGGCGCAGGAACCCCCUUCUGGCCAAACAGCUGAGCGACAACAUCAGCAAACUGUCAGAAACCCACCGUCAGACGUCAAGACUCGCCGACUGCCGGCACAACUGGAUCAAGAAGGCUGUGUGUUAUCUGGACGAAUACAACGAGAUGCUGGAUUUCAUCGUGCGGUGGUCGGAGAAAUCCAGAAGUCUGGAGAGAGCCAACAUCAUCUGGAACUCCUCCGUUCACCUGCAGGAGCAGAUCCGCAUGUACCAGUCGGUGCUUCGAGAGUCCCGGGAGCUGCACGGAGACGUGGAGUCCAUGGCUGAGAAGGUGGAGCUGCUGUCGGAGGUCCUGCAGGUGGAGGCUCUGAGUCAGCAGGUGUGUGAUCUGAGUCGACUCAGUGAGGAGCUGCAGCAGAGCAUGAGGGGCCGGCUGGAGAGCCUGCAGGACGCGGACAAG